Messenger RNA from Caenorhabditis briggsae, 462 nucleotides. Lineage: Eukaryota; Metazoa; Nematoda; Chromadorea; Rhabditida; Rhabditidae. The record is from RefSeq and is a predicted model, not a curated record. The transcript is spliced from 3 exons. Bases 1 to 462 code for a protein of 153 amino acids.
AUGGGCAAAUUCCGCAACCAAAAGAAGAAUUUGGUGCGUAACAAGGUGGCGAUUGCCGUCGGAAAAGCCAAACAGAUGAAGGCAGCAGCCAGAAGAGCGAAAAAGGACGGCGAGGAUGUUCAGAUGACGUCAGAGGCUCCAGAAGAGGUGCCACGUGUCCGCGGGCUCGCCGUGUCGUCAUUGAAAAAAUUGGCGGCCGGAGAGCUGAAAAAUGUGCCAAAAGUCAACGAGAAGAAGAUCAUCCGAAAGACAGAGUUGCCAGUGAGAGAGGGAAAGAAGAUUCUGGAAGCUCCAACCGGCAAACGUGGCACCACUGCACAGUACAUUACGAAGAAGAAGGCGAAGAAGAUGUACAAAAAGAUGACGCACGACGCUCGGGAGAAUUUCAGAAAAAUGCAAGAGGAGCUGGCUGGAAACGAUGGCGAGGAGGAGGAGGAAGAAGACGUCGAGAUGGCCGAAUAA